AUGCCCCGUCUUCAAGCCUCCCGACGCGCCUCACUCCUCGCUACCGAACAGCGACACGCGUUCAUACAUGCCUUUCACCCCAGACUUGCCAGUCUCGUCGUCGACCGCUUCCUCUGUGACUCGGCAGACGCGCCAGGUCUCGGUGCCGUCGCCCGUCGAGUCCAGUCUGAUCUGCGCGGACGCACCGGCCGAUACUUCCCCAUUCACCAAGUACUAUCCACCAUCCAUGACGUUGGAACUCGCAAGAAAGGUGUUGUAACUACUCCGACCGUGGCAACCCAGCCUCCUGCGCUCUCCGCCCUCCGCAUCGUGAUCACGCCCACGACGCCUAUGCCCGCCGUUCCUCUGACAGCAAGCCCUCCAUCCAUGUCCCGUCGCCGUCUCCAGCGCAACAUUCCCGCUCUGCAAUGCCAACUCCCGGUUCCCCUUCCCGUCUUCUCUCCGUCCCUCUUUCCGGAUCACACGACCCCCACGACCGCGACGCCUACUAUGUCAUUUGCUUCAUACGCCUUCGCUCAAUACGCUUCCACCAUCAGUUGCUCAUCCCCUAUCACACCCGUCGAGCAGAUCCUCCCCACUCCCCGAUCCCCUCCAAAGAUGCCGCGUGUGGCCCCCGCUCCCCCACGCAUGUGGUCACGACUCAACGCUCAAGCCCGUCAGAUGGAUUCCUCCCCCCUCGGCUUACCCAAGCUGCCCUACUCCCCGGAUAUGCUUGGUUCAAGCUCCGGCAAGCCCCUGCUCGGCCGGCUCCACAUUCCGGAGAGCGACCCCGACCCGUUUGGGUUCCUCAUAUCUCCCUCCAUCCAGCCGCACGUUCCCUUCAACCUGAUGAGGGCUCAAAGCCCUGUGGAGGCGAUGUUGUCGCCCUCGAUUGGACGGACUGGAUCAUCCAGCGCCCUCUCUCGCGCCGCCAUGAUGCGCUUCGUUCGCCCGAGCCUUCCACGCAGCUUCUCCAUGACCACGAAGCUGGCCCCGGGCCAGGCAACGUCUCCCCUCUCGCCCUUCGGCAGCCACGCGUUGGGCUCCCCUCUGUCCAUGGAUCAACCUCUCGCGUCGCCGUUCGCCGCACGUCCCAAGCCGGUCGAGGGAAGCUACUUUUGA
This is a messenger RNA of Epithele typhae, 1101 nucleotides long. RefSeq lists its product as uncharacterized. NCBI's taxonomy places the organism in Eukaryota, Fungi, Basidiomycota, Agaricomycetes, Polyporales, Epitheliaceae. The record is from RefSeq and is a predicted model, not a curated record. The transcript is spliced from 3 exons. The coding region runs from base 1 to 1101 and encodes 366 amino acids.